This is a messenger RNA of Syngnathus typhle (broad-nosed pipefish), 1439 nucleotides long. RefSeq names its product glyceraldehyde-3-phosphate dehydrogenase (gene gapdh). The record is from RefSeq and is a predicted model, not a curated record. The transcript has 12 exons. The coding region runs from base 139 to 1140 and encodes 333 amino acids. Gene Ontology annotation, biological process: glucose metabolic process. Gene Ontology annotation, molecular function: NAD binding; oxidoreductase activity, acting on the aldehyde or oxo group of donors, NAD or NADP as acceptor; NADP binding. NCBI's taxonomy places the organism in Eukaryota, Metazoa, Chordata, Actinopteri, Syngnathiformes, Syngnathidae.
AGGCGGUCAGGGGGCUUGGCUUCAAAGUCCGCGUCGCUAUAAAAAGCCGUGUUCAACUUUGCACUCCCUCACUCUCACCUGGAGUCGCAGGACAGAUUCAGGCAUCUCACAAACGAGGACUUACUCAACUCAAGCAAAAUGGUGAAAGUCGGUAUUAACGGAUUCGGCCGCAUUGGUCGUCUGGUGACCCGUGCUGCUUUCCACUCCAAGAAGGUGGAGAUUGUGGCCAUCAAUGACCCCUUCAUCGACCUGGAAUACAUGGUCUACAUGUUCAAGUAUGACUCCACCCACGGCCGCUACCACGGUGAGGUCAAGGUUGAGGGUGACAAGCUGGUCAUCGACGGACACAAGAUCACCGUGUUCCACGAGAGGGACCCCGCUAACAUCAAAUGGGGCGAUGCUGGUGCCCAGUACGUGGUCGAGUCCACUGGUGUUUUCACCACCAUCGAGAAGGCCUCCACCCACUUGAAGGGCGGCGCCAAGAGAGUCAUCAUCUCGGCACCCAGCGCCGACGCACCCAUGUUUGUCAUGGGGGUCAACCACGAGAAGUACGACAACUCCCUCAAGGUUGUCAGCAACGCUUCCUGCACAACCAACUGCCUGGCCCCGCUGGCCAAGGUCAUCAACGACAACUUUGGCAUCAUUGAAGGCCUGAUGAGCACAGUUCACGCCAUCACCGCCACCCAGAAGACUGUGGAUGGCCCCUCGGGCAAGCUGUGGAGGGACGGCCGCGGUGCCAGCCAGAACAUCAUCCCCGCUUCCACCGGCGCUGCCAAAGCUGUCGGCAAGGUCAUCCCUGAGCUGAACGGCAAGCUGACCGGCAUGGCCUUCCGUGUGCCCACCCCCAACGUGUCCGUGGUGGACCUCACUGUCCGUCUGGAGAAACCCGCCAAGUACGAUGACAUCAAGAAGGUGGUGAAGGCUGCCGCUGAAGGACCCAUGAAGGGCGUUCUGGGAUACACGGACCACCAGGUUGUGUCCACAGACUUCAACGGCGACACCCACUCCUCCAUCUUUGAUGCUGGCGCUGGCAUCGCCCUCAACGACCACUUUGUCAAGCUGGUCACUUGGUACGACAAUGAGUUUGGCUACAGCAACCGCGUGUGCGACCUGAUGGCCCACAUGGCUUCCAAGGAGUAGAUUUACUCGGGCGACUGCACCUUGCCACAUUCUCCACAUCAGGGUUCCACAUGUACAAUAACAAAAAAAAAAGGUUUAACACUGUACACAUGGAGCUCUGGCUUGUUGCGUUUACUAGACGAAAGAAACCCUCUGCCUGGGAAGAGAAUCCCCCCCACCUAUCCACAGAUCACAAAGGAAUGAUUUGUAAAGAUUUCCCUCUCUGAAAUGUCCUGUUCUGCGUUUGUGAGGAGGUGUUGAGUGUCUGUGGUGCUGCAGCAAUGCAGUUGGCGGAGAAAUAAAAAGUCCUCUUUGUGAGA